Molecule: messenger RNA, 1713 nt
Organism: Nicotiana attenuata
Lineage: Eukaryota; Viridiplantae; Streptophyta; Magnoliopsida; Solanales; Solanaceae
Product: transcription elongation factor TFIIS-like
Exons: 3
Coding region: 300-1445 (381 amino acids)
Biological process (GO): transcription elongation by RNA polymerase II; DNA-templated transcription
Cellular component (GO): nucleus
Molecular function (GO): zinc ion binding; nucleic acid binding
Source: RefSeq, a predicted model, not a curated record
ACAGAAGUUCCCAGUUUCAGUUUUUCAUAUUUGGCAAAUCGUAAUUCGUAACCCUCUCUAACACUGUGGCUGAUCCCGCAUCAUUGGAUCCUGUUAUCUCCUUCUCUGCCGUCCGAUCACCGCACACGUGCCGCAACAACCUCGAUUAUCUCAUUCCCCCGCCUCAAAGCGUUACAUGUUUACCAUACGACCAGUCUCCCCUGCCCGCAUCUAAGCUCUAGGGUUUCUUAUGCUUCCGCCACUCUCCUAAUCCUGAAUCGAUUUCGCAUCGUCGGUCUGUAUAGUGGUGAAAUAAAGAGAUGGAGAAGGAGCUGAUUGAGCUGUUUGAUGCGGUAAAGCGAGCGGCUGAUGCGGCCGCAGUUGACGGCGGUGCUGAUUCGUCACCGGAGGAGAGUAGGUGCCUUGACGCUUUGAAACGGCUCAAGAAAUUUCCUGUCAAUUAUCAAGUCCUCGUCUCCUCACAGGUGGGCAAACGUCUCCGGCUAUUGACAAAACAUCCAAGGGAGAAGAUCCAGGCAUUGGCUUCUGAUGUAGUUAAGAACUGGAAGACCAUAAUUGUGAGAGAAACAAUGAAAAAUAAGAAUGGCAAUGGAGUAAACGGGGAAUCUGUAAAAUCUGAAUGUGCUGGAGCUGAUGGUGAUGAAGCCAAUAAAUUUCAGAGUGUGAACUCGGUGAAGGUUGAAAAGGUGUCGAGGGGUGAGAAUGUGAAGGUUGAGAAGUCAAGCAGGUCUGGGAUUUCAAAAUCUGAGAGAGCAGCAAAGUCAGAAAGUUCCUUUACCGAGAUACAGUCUGAGAAUGUCACUGUCUUGAAGACUGAGAGUACUACUUCCAAAAGCGUAAAGAUUGAGAAGACACCCAAGGAUGAGAAAUUGAGCUCUAACGCGGCAACUGCUGCCCCACCAAAGUUGUCUGCUCUCAUUUACUGUAAGGAUUCUGUGAGAGACAAAGUUCGGGAGCUCCUUGCUGAGGCUCUUUGCAAAGUCUCAGGUGAAGUUGAUGGCAAUUUGAGGGAUGCUGUGAAUGCAUGUGAUCCUUAUAGAGUUGCAGUUCAGGUGGAAACUGCAAUGUUUGACAAGUGGGGUAGAUCUAAUGGAGCCCAGAAGUUCAAGUAUAGAUCUAUAAUGUUUAACAUUAAGGAUCCAAACAACCCAGAUUUUCGGAGAAAAGUCCUUCUAGGACAGUACCCACCUCGUAGUAUUAUCGAAUUGAGCCCAGAAGAUAUGGCAAGUGAUGAAAGGCAACAGGAGAAUCAGAAGAUAAAAGAAAAAGCAUUAUUUAAUAGCCAACUUGGAGGUCCUCCAGUGGCCAGUACUGAUAAGUUCAAGUGCGGUAGGUGUGGGAAAAAUCAGACCACUUACUACCAGAUGCAAACUCGGAGUGCUGAUGAACCAAUGACCACAUAUGUGACGUGUGUAAACUGCGAUAAUCGCUGGAAGUUCUGUUAAACUUGAUCCUUUCUCAACUAUGAUGUAGUUUCUAGGUAAUUUUUUAAUUGUCUUCUUUGAGGCGGUCUCCGAUAUGCAUGGAACGAUCGCCCAUGCUAUUUUAUUGUAUGGGAUAUUAUGACAUCUGAACUGUGUGUUUUUCUUUUCUGAGUUAGCCCUGUAGCCCAAUUUUGUUACAAGUAGUUAUUUGUCUAUUUGUGAUUAAACUCUCAGCUCUAUGCUUGAUCUAAAAGUUUUACUGUGGAGGUGCACUAAAGUUGAAUGCCUA